AUGGGAGACGAAAAGGAUGAGAGUGUGACGAAGAACAAAAACGAUGGCCCUUCUUCCAUUAAGUUUUCAAUGUUUACAUCAUCUAAUUAUACAGUUUGGGCUAUGCGUAUGAAGAUAGCUCUCAAGGUCAACAAAGUGUGGGAGGCUAUAGACCCCGGAAACAAAACUGAAGAAAAGAAUGACAUGGCUAUUGCCUUGAUAUUUCAGUUCUAUACCCGAGGCCUUAACAUUACAGAUGAAAGAGGAAGAUACAAUGAUGCAUUUGUUGGGAAGCUUUCAGAGAUUACUUCAAAAUCAGCAUCACUCGGUGAGAUCAUUGAGGAAUUAAAGAUUGUGAAGAAGUUUCUGAAAAGCUUACCGAGGAGAAAGUAUAUCCAUAUUGUUGCAUCUCUGGAGCAAGUCCUUGACCUAAACCUAACAAUCUUUGAAGACAUUGUUGGGAGAUUGAAAGCAUACGAAGAACGGAUCAGAGAAGAUGAUGAGGAACAAGAAGAAGAUAAAAGCAAACUCUUGUACUCCAACACGGAAUCACAGCAAGAUCAAUAUGGAGGUCGAGGACGAGGACGAGGCCAAUGGAGAGGAAGAGGCCGUGGUAGAUAUGACAACUUCCAGCAGCAACGUGAAGCUUAUCGACAAGGGGUUCAACGUGAUACUUCGCACAUCACCUGUUUCAAGUGCGACAUACAUUACCCAUGUGACUGUCCAUACAAAUUGCUUAAGCUCCAAGAAACUGCUGAGAAGAAAGACGAAGAUACACAAGACGCUGAUGAUCUCAUUAUGCAUGAGGUGGUAUAUCUCAACGAACAGAAGGUAGACCCAAUCAACUUUGAGUCAGAUCAAGACUCACAAAACUUAUGGUAUCUUGACAACGGAGCAAGCAAUCAUAUGAGUGGGAAUCGAGCUUUCUUCUAUCAAUUAGAUGAAGGGAUUACAGGCAAGGUACAAUUUGGAGAUAAUUCGUGCAUCGACAUAAAAGGCAAAGGAUCAAUACGUUUUACAUUCGCUGGUGGUUCAAAGAAAAUAUUGAAGGAUGUGUAUUAUAUACCUGCGUUGAGAAGCAACAUUGUAAGCUUAGGACAAGCCACAAAAGCGGGGUGUGAGGUACGAAUGAAGGAGAACACACUGAUGUUAUAUGAUCGACAAGGACGAGUGAUGAUCGAGACAGUGAGAUCAAAGAAUAGACUAUACAAGGUCACCUUACAUGCCGACGAAAUCCAUUGCCUUCAGCUCGAUGCAACAACACAAUCAUCAAUGUGGCAUGCUCGCCUUGGUCAUGCCAACACCGAAGCUAUGAAGCUGAUGAUAAAUAAAGAGUUAGCUAUUGGCUUACCAAAGAUUACCGUUGAUAAAGAGACGUGUGAAUCAUGUCUUCGAGGAAAAUAA
Molecule: messenger RNA, 1383 nt
Organism: Brassica rapa (field mustard)
Lineage: Eukaryota; Viridiplantae; Streptophyta; Magnoliopsida; Brassicales; Brassicaceae
Source: RefSeq, a predicted model, not a curated record